Molecule: messenger RNA, 1955 nt
Organism: Kogia breviceps (pygmy sperm whale)
Lineage: Eukaryota; Metazoa; Chordata; Mammalia; Artiodactyla; Physeteridae
Source: RefSeq, a predicted model, not a curated record
UCGCAGAUGAUUGCAUUUGGAUGGAAAGAGAAGGAAUUGAAGGAGACCCCCAGGUUUCUGGUGGUUGGGGGUGCCAUUUAAAAGGAUUGAAGAAGAAGAGCAAACUGGGGACAAGCACAGACAGUGGAGCCAGAUUGCCUGGGUUCAAAUCCUGGCUGUGCCACAGCUCAACACCCUCCAGCUCAACACUGGAAUGUUACCACAUUCCAGUGCUCUGGCUCUGGGACUCCCCUGAUGAAAUCAGAACAAGAAAAGCUGGUUGGACACCGAGGGACAAUGAGAGAUUAUCCAGGCUUUAGCGCAUCAGUGGAUGCUGAAGCGAUUCAUAAGGCAAUCACAGGAAUUGGAACCGAUGAGAAAACGCUCAUUAGCAUUCUGGCUGAGAGGACGAAUGCACAGCGGCAGCUGAUUGCUAAGGAAUAUCAAGCAGCAUAUGGAAAGGAACUGAAAGAUGACUUGAAGGGUGAUCUCUCUGGCCAGUUCAAGUGUCUCAUGGUGGCCCUCGUGACCCCACCAGCAGUGUUUGAUGCGAAACAGCUGAAGAAAUCCAUGAAGGGCAUGGGAACAAGUGAAGAUGCACUGAUUGAAAUCUUAACAACCAGGACAAGCAAGCAGAUGAAGGAGAUUGGCCAAGCCUACUAUACAGUGUAUAAGAAGAGUCUUGGAGAUGAAAUUAGUUCUGAAACAUCUGGUGACUUCCGGAAAGCUCUGUUGACUUUGGCAGAUGGCAGAAGAGAUGACGGUCUGAAAGUGGAUGAGCAGCUGGCCAAAGAGGAUGCCCAGAUUCUCUAUAAUGCUGGUGAGAACAGAUGGGGCACAGAUGAAGAUACAUUCACUGAGAUCCUGUGUUUAAGGAGCUUUCCUCAACUGACACUGGCAUUUGAUGAAUACAGAAAUAUCAGCCAGAAGGACAUUGAGGACAGCAUAAAAGGAGAAUUGUCUGGGCAUUUUGAAGACUUACUGCUAUCCAUAGUCUGUUGCGCAAGGAACACGCCUGCCUUUUUAGCUAAAAGACUGCACCAAGCUUUGAAGGGUGCUGGGACUGAUGAGUUUACUCUGAACCGAAUAAUGGUUUCCAGAUCAGAAAUUGACCUUUUGGACAUUCGAGCAGAGUUUAAGAAGCAGUAUGGCUAUUCCCUACAUUCAGCAAUUAAAUCGGAUACUUCUGGAAACUAUGCAAUCACACUCGGAAAGAUCUGUGGAGGAGAUGACUGAGUCAAGAAUGUGAUUUCUAAAGGCUGCCUGCUCCCACGACGGACUUUUCCCACAGCUCUAAUUACUUCUUUCUCACAGUAUUUACAAGUACAAGCAAGUGUCAAGAGCAACCUGUUUUCCAAACAGAAAUGUUCAUUGUUCCAUGAUAAUAACAACAAAAAAGUGAUUAUUAUUGUAGAAUAUCUCAUCAUAAUGUAGCCAUUUAUAAAUGAAAUUUUUAAAUGAUAUUAAGGAUCAGCUAAUACUAUCCAAAUUAUAUUUCUGCUUUGCAAGUGAGACUCUUUGUACAGUUCUAAAACAUGAAAUGCAAAACAGUGUAAUACAAGUUCUUGCCUCUGAAAAAGGUAAUCGGUUUGUUGUUAUCAUCAACCAGCAUUGUUUGGUACCUGGCACCCACAACUAAUGAUAUUUUAAAACAUGUUUUUGUUAUUAAAGCUGUUGCUGCUUCCAUUUGUCUGUCGUCUUAUUAAUCACAUUCUUCCUUAAGAAAGGAAUAAAAACGAAGAUGUAUGUAAUCCUGGCUUCUCCUUUCUCGUCUGAUCAAGCUAGAGCAGUGGCAAUGCAUAAUAAUUUAUUUCAGAAAACAUCUGCUGAACUACUGACCUAACCAUUGCCCAUCUGAAUGGCAGGCAUGAAUUGUGGUUGUUUCGUGUUAAAUACUACUUUCCCAGAAGGGGUGUUUAGAAUCAAGUUUCUAAGAUAUCCUUUUCCUCUAAAAUAAGUUGGCAAAACUACACAUU